Onychostruthus taczanowskii (white-rumped snowfinch) is the source of this 1884-nucleotide messenger RNA. It is a transcript of the gene SNAPC5, whose product is annotated as small nuclear RNA activating complex polypeptide 5. Gene Ontology annotation, cellular component: nucleus. The record is from RefSeq and is a predicted model, not a curated record. The coding region runs from base 75 to 464 and encodes 129 amino acids. Gene Ontology annotation, biological process: transcription by RNA polymerase II; transcription initiation at RNA polymerase III promoter. NCBI's taxonomy places the organism in Eukaryota, Metazoa, Chordata, Aves, Passeriformes, Passeridae. The transcript has 3 exons.
UGGCGCGCGCCGCCGCCGCGGUGUGACGUCACGCGGGCGGCCCGUGACGUGGCGGGGCGCGCCCGGCGGGGACGAUGCUGAGCCGGCUGCAGGAGCUGCGCAGGGAGGAGGAGACGCUGCUGCGGGUCAAGGCGGCGCUGCACGACCAGCUCCGCCGGCUGCGGGAUAUUUUCCAGAGGUUAACAGCUGAAGGCAGAGCCGUGGGGAGGCAGCGCCGGGCGGGCUGUGCGCGCUGCCGGCAGUGCUCAGUGCGGUCCCUGCAGGUGGAGGAGCUGGCGCUGCAGUCCAUGAUCAGGGCCGGCGAGGAGAACGUCCCCGUGGCCCUGCCAGCCCUGGCCGAGGACACCCAGCAGACUCUUGGGCAGAUGGACAAUGAGGCUGCCAUCAAUCAAACUGAGUUACACCUCAGUCUUCGGGAUGAUAAGGAGGAGGAGGAGGAAGAGGAGGAAGAAUCCGAUUCUUGAGAGAAAAAAAUCAGAGAUGGUUUUUAAUACAGACUCAGGAAUUUCUUCUUCAUUCACCUGAAACUCACCAAGUGGUUUCCAUUUUGUGCUGUGUGUGGGUAUGAACUGUGUGACACACCAGAGUGGAGGGCAGUGACACUGAACACGUGAACUUCCCAGGCUGGGCACAUCUUGACUCAGAUGUUGAAUGAAAGAAUGAAAAUCUGCUGCACAAAUAUGUAGCACAAUCCAUUCCACAUUUCAAACCUAAUGUAGCUCUUACAACAUCUUUGUACGUGGAAGGGAGAAGCAAUUGAUCAUCCAGACCAAUUAACACUUGCACUGAAAGCAAUAACUUGUCUGUUCUCACUUCCUGAUGUGAGAAACAAACGCAGGUCCUGGAGGCUGCUGCUGCCCCAGUGAUUACAUUCUAACCUCAUUUGCCUAAACUGGCAAUUUCGGAUACAGGUGAGAAAAGAUGUGUCCAAGGCUGUCUCCAGCCUUCAGCUGCUGUGUUCUCAGUUCCAUGGAAAGCUGGAGUUACUCCCAGAGUCUUCCCAGAGUCAGCCCAGUUCUGAGCACAGCAGGGAGGUCUCUCUGUCCCCCUGGUGCUCUUCAGUUCUAUCAGUCUGUCCCACAGAAGGACUUUCUACUUCUGCUCCUUCAGAGCAGCAGCCAAAGGAGCCUUUUAUUUGUCCACAAAUUGUAGACUAAGAACUGAUCUGUGGUGCUUGUACUAAGCUAAUACUCUUAAAUUGGUGUUACUUUAUUUUUCUCUCAUUGUAACCUCAUAAAUCAAGGCCAGGUUGCCUGCUUUCCUGUGAUUCUCAAGGAGCAGCAUGAGGAGUUUAAGAACUUAGUUAUAAAUGGAAAGUGAUGUGAAAUCUCCACAAUUUUUGCAUUUGGAAAAGUGUCUGGUGUCCUGGGGGUGGUCAGAGCUGACAUUCAGCCUCCAGUGAAUCCCUGCCCUGUUAAUGAGUGUUAAUUUGGCUCUUGUUUGGUUUGUACCAUUGGAAACUGCUGGGAUGUAAAUGUGGCUUCAUCGUGUACUAAAGGCUAUUUGGGUUUUGAGGAUCCUGGAUGUCUUAAUGAAGGAGUUCAGAACAGGACUGAAGAUUGUUUAACAAAGCUUUCCCAAGCCUGACAGGUAAAAAACCCCCAAAAGUCUGAGCCAAAACUGCUAUGGACAAAUAAGCCCUUGCAGUGAUGUGUGUGAAGAGCUGGUUUGGGAGGAGCCCAGGAGCCACCCAGGCCUUUCUUAGCACAUUUCAACUCCAGAGGGUAAUUCUGACUGUUGAAAAAUGUUAUUUGUGCCCAGCAUGGUCCAGAGUAGUUUUCAUGGAUAGAAUUCCUGCUGCUUUUGUGAAUGAGUGCUUUUGGAUUUUAACAGCCCAGUUCUAGUGCAUGUUGCAAUAAAGUUCUUUUCCUGCUGUCCUUACAA